AUGGACGUUAUCACGUUGAGCGAGGCGGUAGCGCAUGUAGGACAGAAUGUGCGCUUCAUCGCGGCCGUACAACAGAUUUCUACUGGCAAAAGAGUGUUAAUAGCGCGUCAGAGAGUUCUACCUUGUCAUGUAUUGCACGUGUGUGAUGCCAGUCGACAGUUUUUCAAGAUCACAUGCUGGGGAGAUGCACCACCUGAAUUGAUACAUUCGUCGUUCACAUCGGAACCGGAACAAAACGUAGGCCUCAUGCAAAUGUCAAGAACUGAUGCAGUGCUUCAAGAUGGAGACAUUGUGCUAUUCUCAUUCUGUCGCAUACAAAUCUAUCGGGGCAACGUGGAGGCGCAGUUUAUUGUGCGCAACAAUGAUGCGGCGACUUCAUCGACGGUCCAAUUAUUGUACAGGAAGGACCGAUACUUUAGUGCACAAGAUGUUCCAUUGCGGGAAUUGUAUCCAAUGAUUGAAUGGGUUAAGCAAUACCGUCGUAAAUUCAGUGCUGAGGAUGAGAGAACGACAUCUGCUGCAGUAAAGAAGACGAAGGACAGGUCGACACUUCAGGACUUGCGUGAGAAUAUGGUCGUGUCAGUUCUUUGCAAAUUGCGACCUAAAAAGAAUAAAUCAGCUGCAGCUCCUGGAGGAGGAACAGGUGUUUGCUCAGAGCUGGAUGGCGUGCUGCUGUGUGAGCUAGUCAUGUUUGACUCUGCGGGAGAUGGGAUGUCUUUGUACCUUUGUGAUCAGCAUGCUGAGAAACGAUUUGUUGCAAAGUUGCUUGAGCAUCGUGGUGCAGUAGAGAUCGAUGGCAUCGUUGUGAGUCUUCAUGCUUUAUCAAAUAGGUUGCUGGCAAACACAACACCGCACACGACGUUUCGGCUAUUGGACCCAGAUGGCCCAGAUUCAAUCGAUUUGGAAAACAAAAUUGCUCGUUCUAGGAUUGUUUUCCAAGGAAGUACAACAUUCACUGCACCUACCGGCCCAACAUCUUUUUCUACCCUAGAAGAGCUCACAGGCUCCUUGUUUGAAGGCCUGGCUACCUUGAAAAACGUUCGUAUCGAGCAAGUAUGCUUGGGCCGUCAUUUUGGUCAUGCAGCAACUGUAUUGGCAAGAUUUGCUUCGCAUUUGGCGGAACGAUAUUGUACUGGGUGCAACCAAGCACUUCCUGAAUCUCCUUGUCAAGACCGCAAAGCUCAAAGUCACUUUGUAGCUUGCGCAAAUCGAUGCAUGACUCGUCGAAGUAGCGCUGACAACGCUUUAUGUGCCUGGCGGUAUCGCUGUUUUUCAAUACUUUUGCGUGAUCCUCGGAACCAACGACUGCAUGUUAGAGCUGACAAUCAGGCGACUUUGGAAAUAGUAGGAAAUAUUGAGGCUCGAGUUCUAAUCGAGGCUCAACACAAUGCUUCGCUAAACUCUCAGUUUGAUGCGGCAUCUGCUGUGGCAUCGCUACUUAACGCUCUCGUCGAAGAUGCAAACCAGAAGUUUGAAGCAAAGUUGGUGUGUUCUGUAGUGAGAAUCGGCGACAAUGCAAGCCAAGUUAUAAGCAACUGCCAGGAUUCAAGUCUCGGCGACGAGAGCAUGUUUCAACGGGUAUUUAGCUUGGUGUCCCUUGUUCCAUGUGAUGCAUUUUCUAUUUAA
This is a messenger RNA of Peronospora farinosa, 1626 nucleotides long. Lineage: Eukaryota; Oomycota; Peronosporomycetes; Peronosporales; Peronosporaceae. The record is from the annotation of a GenBank genome assembly.